AUGCCGAAGAAACAACCCGCCCCACCAAUCCCAAAAGAAUUGCCGCCCUGCGAUGGCCCUAAACUUAAUUUAUUUGAGCAUCAUGAUUGCGAAAUUGAAUGGAUCGAGAGGAUUGGUUGGGAGGAAGGCAUGGGGACACCGAACGAGGGAUAUGUCUUCCGUGUGAAGAUCAACCAAGUUGAAUACGCGCUGAAAGUGUUCAAGUUCCAUAACCCCAUCGAGAGCCAGUGGUCAUGGGGAACGCGGAUUGGAAAUGUGCCACUACAUACCGUGACGUACUACAGGGACCCGUUUUAUAACGAAUGCCGAGCGUAUGGGCGAAUUCGCGAGCCACUAAAGGGGAAGAGAAAGCUGUCUGAUGUGGCGAUUCCUUGCCAUGGCUUCCUUUUUCUUAGUGACCGAGACCAACAAUAUCUCGAAGACAAUGGGUAUGAUCUAUGGUCAAGUAUUAUCGACAAUUCUUUCCAAGAGAAAACCAUUGAAGGGUUCAGGAUUCGAGCAAUCGUAAAAGAUCUGGCAUCAUCAGAACCUGGAAUCACAGGGGAUAAUCUGGGAAAAGUUUUUAACCGCAUUGUUGCAAUGAACCAGCACCGGAUUGUUAACUGUGAUAUUCGACUGGACAACUUCAGAGACGGAAAAAUUGUUGACUUUGGCUCUUCAUUCACCUCACCUCACAUAAUUAUGGAUUCACUAAAGCCUUCGGAUGCCGACUUUCAUCAGGCUUGGGAUCGUAUGCUGUUUGACGAAAUGGUGGUUGAUGAGCAGAUACCAAACCCGAAAAGAGUUCUGGCCCUUCAUCCCAUGACGCUCCGCCCAAGAUUCGUAGGCGGUCAGCCAGUCAAAUACUGA
This is a messenger RNA of Clonostachys solani, 849 nucleotides long. Lineage: Eukaryota; Fungi; Ascomycota; Sordariomycetes; Hypocreales; Bionectriaceae. The record is from the annotation of a GenBank genome assembly.